Acomys russatus (golden spiny mouse) is the source of this 1495-nucleotide messenger RNA. Its product is annotated as lipase member K. NCBI's taxonomy places the organism in Eukaryota, Metazoa, Chordata, Mammalia, Rodentia, Muridae. Gene Ontology annotation, cellular component: intracellular membrane-bounded organelle. Gene Ontology annotation, molecular function: hydrolase activity, acting on ester bonds. The transcript is spliced from 9 exons. The coding region runs from base 47 to 1243 and encodes 398 amino acids. The record is from RefSeq and is a predicted model, not a curated record.
UCUUUGGUGACAAAUGCAUUAAUAUUUUUUCCCAGGCAGACUCCAAAUGUUGUGGCUUUUGGCAGCAGCAUGGUGUGUGCUUCUACCUGGACCCAUAUAUGGCUGCCAGAAAAGAAUCAUCAUAAACCCUGAAGCCAAUAUGAACAUUAGUCAAAUCAUUUCUUACUGGGGCUAUCCUUAUGAAAAGUACGAUGUCAUAACGGAGGAUGGUUAUAUCCUUGGAACUUACCGGAUUCCUCAUGGGAAAGGAUACUCCAGGAAAACAGUUCCAAAGGCAGUUGUGUAUCUGCAGCAUGGCUUAAGUGCAUCCGCCAGUGACUGGAUUUGUAACCUGCCCAACAACAGCUUGGCUUUUCUUCUGGCCGAUAGAGGUUAUGAUGUGUGGUUGGGGAACAGCCGAGGAAACACCUGGUCCAGAAAACAUCUGACACUGUCUCCCGAAUCACCUGAGUACUGGGCCUUCAGUUGGGAUGAGAUGGCUAAAUAUGAUCUUCCAGCCACAAUCAAUCUGAUCUUAGAGAAAAGUGGACAGCAGCAACUCUUCUAUGUGGGCCACUCGCAGGGCACCACCAUAGCAUUCAUAGCAUUCUCUACAAAUCCAGAACUGGCUAAAAAGAUUAAGAUAUUUUUUGCACUAGCUCCAGUGGUCACAGUAAAAUACACUCGAAAUCCUAUGAGAAAAUUAGCCACCCUUUCCAGGAAAGCUGUCAAGAUAUUGUUUGGUGACAAAAUGUUCGCCACUCACACAUUGUUUGAACAAUUCAUUGCAACCAAAGUGUGCAACCGGAAGAUAUUCCGUUCUCUAUGCAGCAAAUUCAUGUUUUUUCUAACUGGAUUUGAUCCCCAGAACUUAAACAUGAGUCGUUUGGAUGUGUACAUGGCACAGACUCCUGCAGGAACGUCUGUUCAGAACUUGCUGCACUGGGCCCAGGCUGUCAAAUCUGGUAAACUCCAAGCUUUUGACUGGGGCAAUCCUGACCAGAACAUGAGGCACUUUAACCAGCUUACACCUCCUGUGUACAACAUCACAAAGAUGAGGGUCCCAACAGCAAUGUGGAGUGGAGGACAUGAUGUUGUGGCAAGUGCUAAGGACACUGAAAAUCUGAUCCCUAAAGUUGCCAACCUCAUUUACUACAAGGAGAUCCCCCACUACAAUCAUAUGGAUUUUUACCUUGGACAGGAUGCGCCCUGGGAAGUUUACCAAGACCUAAUUGGACUGAUGGAAGACUACUUGCAAAAUUAAAGGCACUCUCUGAAAUCAGGUGGGUGUCUUGCAGCAAUAAUGAGACAGUGACACCUCAGCAAGUCUCAGUCUGUGUUCUCCUCCCCUCCUUUUUGUGAGGAAGAGAAUGGAAUGUUCUUUGCAGCCAAUAGCAUUUGCAAAGCUGAUAGAUUCUAUACUCAUGGCUAGGUUACUCUAUUUGUCAAAAGUGAUGGAAUUCGAUUACCUCAUUACAUUAGAAGACAUGGCAUCCUGUUUAAGCAAUGUAAAGCA